AUGCGUCUCUUCUUAAUGCCUCCAACCUGCGGAUCUAACAGUGGCGACGAAGGUGGGAUCGCUUUGGACACAGGGUCCGCUCUAUCGAUCAUUUCACAUGACACCUUCAAAAGGAUUUGCAGCAGUAGUGGCCUUCGAGUCAAACUCAGGCCAUCGAACUUAAUUCUCACUGACUUCCAGGAUUCCAGAGUCAGCGUGAAGGGGGAGGCUACGCUCAAAGUGCAGCGUAAGGCUUUUGAAGGCCUACUAGAUGUGGUGGUAGUUGGGGGUGAUCGCACGAGUCUCAUUGGACUCGAUUGGUUCGAGGCCCUUGGGAUCCAAGUUACUGGGCUUCACAGCCUGCAAACGUUAGGCCUUGCAGAAGUCUGCAAGGAGUUUGCUGAUGUGUUUAGCACAGAGCUUGGUUCAUACAAGGGGCCUCCCAUUGCCCUACGCUUAGACCCAGCUAUCACACCUAUUAGGAUUAAGCCUAAAAGGGUGCCUUUUGCUCUCAAAAGCAAAAUCAAUGCAGAGCUGGACAAGCUGCUCCAGCAGGGCAUCUUAGAACCUGUGGACUCUAGUCCAUGGGAAACCCCCAUUGUAACACCUCUAAAGGCUAAUGGAGAAGUCCGAAUUUGCGUGGACUAUAAAUGUACAUUGAACAAAGCACUGCAACAGCAUGCAUAUCCAGUGCCUGUGGUAAGCCACAUUCUGGCCUCCCUCAAGGUGGGGCCAAUUUUUGCAAAACUUGAUUUGGCACAGGCCUACCAACAGUUACCUGUUGAUGAGGCAACUGCUGAGGCUCAAACAAUCGUAACGCACAGGGGAGCCUUUAAGGUCAAAAGACUGCAGUUUGGGGUUAAUGUAGCCCCUGGCAUCUUCCAAAGUGUAAUGGAGUGCACACUCCGUGGUAUUCAUGGGGUCUGUCCCUACUUCGAUGACGUCCUCAUUGCUGGGGAGUCAUCUUUAAACUUAGCUGAAAGAUUAAGGGCUGUCUUGCUUCGUUUCCGCCAAGCGGGUCUGAAACUGAAGCAAGAUAAAUGUAAAAUCGGAGUCACUUCCACUGAAUUCUUAGGCUUCAGAAUUGAUGCUCAAGGCAUCCAUCCUGCUGAAUCCAAGCUUCAAGCAAUUCAGCAGGCCCCAAGUCCCAAGUCCAAAAGCAAACUUCAGGCUUUCCUGGGACUCUUAAAUUUCUAUCACGCAUUUCUUCCCCACAAGGCUGCAGUGGCUGAACUGUUACACCAGCUCUUGGAUAAACAGGCUCCAUGGCAGUGGACUAAGGUCCAUGAAAGGAGUUUCAAUGAGGUUAAGGCCUUGCUCUCUUCAAAUGCGGUUUUAGCGCAUUUCAAUGAGCAAUUGCCAGUGUGCAUCACAUGUGAUGCAUCCCCUUAUGGUGUGGGAGCAGUACUCAGUCACCUGAAGGCUGAUGGGACACAAGUCCCUGUGGCCUACUACUCAAAGACUCUGUCAUCUGCAGAGCGUAAUUACGCCCAGAUUGACAGAGAAGCCUUGGCCAUAGUGGCUGGCAUCUGUAAAUUUCAUGAUUUCUUAUAUGGCCGCCACUUCACAGUCUAUACAGACCAUAAGCCUCUGCUGGGUUUGUUUACAACAAACAUGCAAACCCCUCACAUAAUAUCUCCUACAAUGCUGAGAUGGUCAAUUUUCCUGUCAGCAUAUGACUACACACUGAUUCACAAACCUGGAAAAGAAAUGGGCCAUGCAGAUGGCCUCAGCAGAUUACCUCUAAAACAGGUAGAGGCAGAUCCUGCUCCUGCUAUUAAUAUCCUCUCCAUUCAGGAGUUACCUGAAUCUCCCCUCAAUGCUAGGGACGUGGCUGCAGAAACUGCCACUGAUCACACGCUUACAUGAGUGCUGACAUGGGUGUUGUCAGGAUGGCCUGACACGUGUCCAGAUACUGAGUUUCAAAGCUUCUGGCAAAGGAAGCACGAGCUUUCCACAUUCAAAGGGUGCCUGUUAUGGGGUAGUAGGGUAGUCAUCCCAGCCUCAUUGAGGUCUAGAAUCUUGAUCUCUCUGCAUAAGGGACAUCAGGGUAUAGUCCGGAUGAAAGCGCUUUUCUACAGGCCAACUUAA
Messenger RNA from Protobothrops mucrosquamatus (brown spotted pit viper), 2070 nucleotides. RefSeq lists its product as uncharacterized. The record is from RefSeq and is a predicted model, not a curated record. Lineage: Eukaryota; Metazoa; Chordata; Lepidosauria; Squamata; Viperidae. The transcript is spliced from 4 exons.